Messenger RNA from Achroia grisella, 1938 nucleotides. It is a transcript of the gene APP-BP1, whose product is annotated as NEDD8-activating enzyme E1 regulatory subunit. Gene Ontology annotation, biological process: ubiquitin-dependent protein catabolic process; protein neddylation; protein ubiquitination. Gene Ontology annotation, molecular function: NEDD8 activating enzyme activity; ubiquitin activating enzyme activity. Gene Ontology annotation, cellular component: nucleus; cytoplasm. The transcript has a single exon. The record is from RefSeq and is a predicted model, not a curated record. NCBI's taxonomy places the organism in Eukaryota, Metazoa, Arthropoda, Insecta, Lepidoptera, Pyralidae. The coding region runs from base 142 to 1749 and encodes 535 amino acids.
UGUUCUGUGGUAAGGUACUUUAGUCUCUGUUAUUCUUUAAUUAUUUUAUUGUUUUCUAUAAUUCAAAUAUUACCGAAUUAAAUUAAAUUACAAAGUAUAAAUAAUAAGUGACGUUGUGGAACUGUAUAAUUAAAAGUGAUUAUGGCAUCUCCGUCUCCGAAGUCUCCAGAACAAAGCGAAAAAAAUAAGCAAUAUGACCGACAACUUCGUCUCUGGGGUGAUCAUGGACAGGCGGCACUUGAAAGUGGACAUAUUUGCUUGAUAAAUGCGACUGCAUUGGGCACGGAAGUACUCAAAUCUAUAGUUUUACCCGGAGUCGGCUCUAUUACUAUUGUUGACGAUCAUAUUGUAAGCGACGAAGAUAUCGGAUCUAAUUUCUUCCUUGAAUGCUCAAGUAAAGGUCUGAAUAGAGGGUCUGAAGCAAUGCGAUUACUAUUAGAAAUUAAUCCUGAUGUCCAAGGACAUUCCGUUCAGGAACCACCAGAACAAAUAUUGGAACAAAAUCCAGAUUUCUUCAAAUCAUUCAGUGUUGUAAUAGCAACUGUACUUAGUGAGAAAACUAUUCAAAAGUUAGGACAGCAUUUAUGGGACAUUAAUGUGCCUUUGAUUUUAUGCCGAUCAGUGGGUUUCUUGGGGUCCUUCAGGAUUCAAAUUAAAGAGCAUGCUAUUAUUGAAACUCAUCCUGAUAAUGAACAGCCAGAUCUACGCUUAGAUGUGCCAUUCCAAGCAUUGUCAGACUAUUUAAACAGUUUCAAUAUUGAUGAUGUUGACUUGAAAGAUCAUGGACAUAUACCUUGGAUUGUAAUCCUUCAUAAAGCAGUACAAAAAUGGCAAGUUAGUAACCCAAACAGUUGGCCAAUGAGUAGGAAAGAGAAAAAUGAAAUAAAGAAUUUGAUACAAGAAUACAUUAGAAAAGAUGAAAAUGGGAUACCUAUAAAUGAAGAAAACUUUGAAGAAGCCAAGAGAGCAGUUAAUACUUCAUUAGUACCCACAUUUUUGCCAGUCAAGAUUCAAGAAUUCUUGUAUAGUGGAUCUGCCACAAAUUUAACUAAGGAGAGCCCACCAUUCUGGAUAAUGUGUUCGGCUUUACGGAGUUUUGUAGAAGCUGAAGGGAAGGGUAAAUUACCAGUUCGUGGGGUGUUGCCUGAUAUGACUGCAUCAACUGAACAUUAUGUUACACUUCAAAAUAUUUAUAGAACACAAGCUGCAAUGGAUGCUGAAAUUGUAUAUAGGAAAGUGCAGCAAAUAGUAUCUCAACUGAACUGUGACACAAUAAGUGAAAAUGAAGUUAAGUUAUUUUGUAGACAUUCUAAUGAUCUAUAUUUAAUAAAAGGUUCUAAUAUAGUUACUGAAUAUCAACUGGGUACCCCUGUAGCAUCAUAUAUUGCAAGACAUCUGGAGGAACCUGAUGUUAUGAUGGUGCACUAUAUAUUGUUAAGAGCAGCAGAAAUAUUCCAAUCUGAACAUUGUAGAGCACCUGGAGAAUGGGAGCCAGAAGCAGAUAUUACUAAAUUGAAAUCAUGUGUUUCAAAACUACUCAGUGACAUAUCAUGUUCACCUUUCCCUAAAGAUGAUCAUAUUCAUGAAAUGUGUAGGUAUGGAGGUGCUGAAAUACACACUGUAUCAGCUUUUCUAGGUGGUUGUGCUGCUCAUGAGACAAUUAAAAUAGUAACAAAACAAUAUAAACCUGUAAAUAAUACCUUUAUAUAUGAUGGAGCUUCUACAAAUACUGCAACGUUUACAUUUUAAUGGUAAUUUAAAUGUGUAAUAAAAUUAAUAAAUUAUAACUGAAUAUUAUUUAUAAUAAUCCAGAUAUCUGUUUUCAUGUAUUUGCCUAUUACUCAUGACACGCAUGUCACUUGGAUAUGAGCAGCAAUAUUAGCAGUUGGUAUAAGUAUUCCAAGAACUCACACAGAAAACACAUGCAUGUGGGCAAUA